GAUCAAACCACUAUGCAUAUGGCGGCAUUAUCCGCCUAAGGGUCUGGGGAUCUCCACACCUCACUAGGACCUCGUUGAUAGCCAAAGACUGCAAACAGCCAUUUGCCCAAUCAGUAGUCAUCAAUAGUUUAUCACGGUCGAUCACAAAACCGACGAGUAAUGGCCAGUCCGUUGUUACCCGACAAAACAACAGUGGGGGAAGUGCAAGGAGUGUCUCCUGAUCGUCUAUUGCUGUAUGGUGUCUAAAUAGACGCUGGGGCGGACCUCGACAGCAUGGAAUCUGUCAAAAUUGCAGAGCCGAAGCAGUUCAAAUCGUUAGGACAGCACAUCAUUGAAGCAGGAAGCGAGCGACCAAACGGUCAAGGAAAAAGAUGGAUCGCACAGUCGAACACAAGGAUUCUCCCGGCACCGUGACCCUCGUUGACGUUGCCGGCACCAUCCAUGCGAAACAUAGUCGACAACGCAAGGACAUUGUGCUUGAUCCAGCUCCCAGCGCUGACCCGGAGGACCCCUUGAACUGGAGUCCGGCGCGGAAAUGGCGUGCCACGCUGUGCGCCCUCUUCUACACGUGGUGUGUCUGCGUUUCUUCCUCGUCCUGCUUCUCUGUCUUCACACCGAUCAACGAGGCCAGUGGAAUCAGCUUCACCAAGCUCAAUGAAGGAACCGGCUACAUGUACUUGCUAUUCGGCUGGGGUCUUCUGCUUUGGCAACCGCUUGCUUUGACCUAUGGCAGAAGAGGUGUCUACCUGAUCUCGCUGUUGGGAACAUCCAUGAUCAACAUCUGGGCAGGGUAUGCAAAGGACAACCCCACCUGGAUUGCUACCAGAAUCCUCAUUGGGUUCUUCGGAGCUCCAAGUGAGGCGCUAUGUGAAGUGACAAUGGCUGACUUGUGGUUUACCCACGAGCGUGGAACAUAUAUGGGUCUGUACGUGAUCGCGCUAUACGGAGGUCAGUGGGGCGCUGUGCCCGCAGGGUUCAUCAACGACUCCAUGGGCUGGCCGUGGGUUUUGUUCUUUUGUGCCAUUCUCAACGCAAUCGGCUUCACAGCCUGCUUUUUCUUCAUGGAGGAAACCAUGUACGUCCGAAGCAGCCCGGCCGGGAUCGCCACUGGCAGCGCGGUUGCUGCUGCCGGCGCCAGCGACGACGAAACCGUACCGCGGGAGAAGAAGGGCGCCGAUGCUGAGACUGGUCUUGCUCAGGACGUCUCACCUGGCAAGACCUACCCUGUCCGAACAUACUGGCAGAAGCUGUCACCGUUUGUGCCCCUGAACGGUCGUCCUAACCACUUCUGGAAAAGAGUGCUCUCUCCCAUCCGCCUGUGGCGAUUUCCUGGCAUCCUUUUCGGAGGCUUCAUUCACGGCUGCUACCUCUGUUGGUUCGCGCAGGUCAAUGCUGUGGUCAGCAUUUUCCUUGGUGGUCCUCCAUAUAGCUGGGCUGCCGAUGUCGUAGGAUUGACCUAUCUAGCCGAGUUGAUCGGAACUUACCUUGCCGGAUAUUGCGCUGGGAAGCUUGCCGAUCUCCUGAGCAUUUGCCUCGCCAGGAGGAACGGUGGUAUCAUGGAACCCGAAUUCCGACUCUGGCUGUAUGCAACGGGUUGCAUCAUCACCCCGUUCGGACUGCUCUUGCUCGGCGUCGGCUAUGCCCACGGCUUGAGUUGGGUAGCCCUAGUGUUUGGCAUGGGCAUGAUCGGAUUCGUGGGACCAGCUGCCGGUUCCCUUGCAGUCAGCUACAUCGUUGACUGCUACCGGGAAAUUGCUGGAGAGGCACUGAUAGCCGUGAUUCUCAUUCGCAACACAAUGAAUUUUGGCUUCAAUUACGGCGUGACCCCGUGGCUGGACAACAUGGGAGCACAGAACAUGUUCAUUCUCGCCGCCGUGGUGGCUUCGGUCACGACCGCUUCGUUCUUGAUCAUGAUCAAAUGGGGUAAACAAUGGAGAGAGGCAAACGCGGCGACGUACUGGAAAUAUGUCAGUGAACGAGUGGACCAUUGA
This is a messenger RNA of Exophiala viscosa, 1991 nucleotides long. Its product is annotated as serine/threonine kinase 16. NCBI's taxonomy places the organism in Eukaryota, Fungi, Ascomycota, Eurotiomycetes, Chaetothyriales, Herpotrichiellaceae. Bases 372 to 1991 code for a protein of 539 amino acids. Gene Ontology annotation, cellular component: plasma membrane. The transcript is spliced from 4 exons. Gene Ontology annotation, molecular function: transmembrane transporter activity. Gene Ontology annotation, biological process: transmembrane transport. The record is from RefSeq and is a predicted model, not a curated record.